AUGAAGUAUGAGGCUGGAGCUGCGGUGAAUUACAUAUCACGUCGUGCCGCUUUGAAGAAGCUCCAGUUAUCAUUGAGAGAUUUCAGACGUCUUUGUAUUCUGAAGGGUAUAUAUCCUCAUGAACCAGCUCAUAAGAAGAAAGUCAAUAAAGGAUCCACUGAGAAUAGAGUUUGGUAUUAUCGAAAGGAUAUAAAUUUCUUGGCACAUGAGCCAAUCAUUAACAAAUUCAGGGAGUACAAGGUUUUCCUGAGAAAGUUGAAUCACUACAAAGCGAAAAGAGAUGAGUCGAAAGUGAAGAAGUUGUACGCAAAUAAACCUGAGUAUAGUCUGGACCGCGUUGUCAAGGAGAGAUAUCCUACUUUCGGGUCAGCUAUUCGCGACCUGGACGAUGCUUUAUGUUUGUGCUUCGUUUUUGCCACUCUGCCCCACACCCGAAUUCUAAAGGAAGGCAUUAUCGAUGCUUGUCGUCGCCUUACUGCUGAAUUUAUGCACUAUGUGAUUGAAGCACAUGCGCUGAGAAACACGUUCAUAUCAAUAAAAGGAAUAUAUUACCAAGCAGAAAUAUGCGGUGAGAAGGUAACGUGGAUCGUUCCUCACGAUCGAGGCCUUCCACAUGUUACCGACGUUGAUUUCACUGUUAUGGUUACUUUUGCCGAAUUUUAUGUGGCAAUGUUAGGAUUUGUAAAUUUCCGAUUGUAUCAGAUGGUUGGACUCUAUUACCCUCCUCAAAUCCAAACAGGUCAAAACACUAUUGCAGCAGACAAUGAUGACGAAGAACGAAUAGAGAAGAUAUACAGCUUAGCUCGACCCUUGGCAAAACGAGCUGGAGCAGAGAACGAAAAUGAUGAGGAAGCUAUAGAAUUGUUUGGGGACGAUGACAAUAUUCUGGCUGAGAAAGUCAAAGAGGCAAACUUGAUUAAAACUCUAUUCAAGGGACUUGUUUUCUUCUUAAAUCGUGAAACACCUAAAGAAGCUUUGACACUGAUAAUAAGGAACUGUGGAGGAAUUGUUGGGUGGAGUGGAGGUCCAACCAAUCUAGAAGAGUCUAGCAACUCCAUAACUCACCAAGUUGUAGAUCGUCCUAUGUCCAAAUUCGACAUCAAUCGGCGCUAUAUCCAGCCUCAGUGGGUGUUUGACUGUCUGAACGCACGUCGGAUGUUACCUACAGAAAAAUAUAUGGUUGGUGUACAAUUACCGCCGCACUUCUCCCCGUUCACUAAACAUAAGCAAGGAGAUUAUGUGCCACAGGAAAGACUAGAGGAGUUAAGGAGCCUUGGACAAGACAUCGGUGGUCUUCUUGAAAACGAACCAGUACUGCCAGCAGCUCCGAAAUCCAAGAAGUUAAAAAAGGUUGAAGAAGAACCAAAGGGCAUGAGAGCUACUCUUGGAAAGAUGCACAAAACCAAUAAACAACUCGAGAUGAAUCAACAACACUCUGACGUAAAAAUGCGAGAGAUGAUGAUGGCGAAGAAGCACAAGCGGGUAUACCAUAGCAUACGUCAGAAAAUGAGAAAAGACCAGAAAGAAUGCCUGAAGUUGAAAGAUAAGAAGGCGAAAAUCGAAAGUAGAACAGGACUGACUAAUUAA
Angiostrongylus costaricensis is the source of this 1587-nucleotide messenger RNA. The record is from the annotation of a GenBank genome assembly. Lineage: Eukaryota; Metazoa; Nematoda; Chromadorea; Rhabditida; Metastrongylidae.